AUGGAUAAAUAUUUAAAUAAUGGUUUUAAUUUUAAAACCUAUAAAAAAAGAAAUGUUAUAAUAAAAUAUAUAAAAAAUCAUUAUUAUUUAAAUUAUUUUUAUAAACAAAUAAAAUUCUAUUUUAAAAACAAUCAAGGCAAAGAAGUAUUAACAUCAAUUGGUAUACAGUUAAUAUUUUUAGCGAUAGUAAUAGGAAUUAUAGCGCCGAUAACCAUUGUAAUCUAUAAUAACGAACCAAGAAAAUAUUUAGACGACUCAAUUGUAAUUAAUAAUAUAGACACUUUAACAUUCGACCCAAGAAACAUGACAACCUUUGAUACAAUGUUAGAAAAACCAAAUAUAUUUUUAAAUCCACAUACACAUACAACUUAUUCAGAUGGUUCACUAUCACCAGAGUUAGCAAUACAAUGGCAUAUUGCCAAUGGUUAUAAUGUAAUGUUUAUGACUGAGCAUAAUAGAAUAAAUGGAGGUCUCGAAGGCGAAAGAAUUGCCAAAGAGAAAUACAGCGAUAAAAUAAUAGUAAUACCAGGCGUAGAAUGGACAAACUGCAGAUGUCAUUUAGGUUUAAUAGGUAUAAGAGAAAAUGUCCCAAGCAUCAAAUGGCCUACAAAUAACGAAAUUAAAGAUUUAAUUGAAUGGGUGCAUUCGAAAGGUGGCUUUGUAAUUUUAAACCACAUACCAUGGAGUUUUUGGGCAGAAUUGGAUCAACCAUCAAUAGAAGAAUGGAUAGAAAUGGGUAUAGAUUUUCUCGAAGUAGUUAAUGAAAAUGUUAUCGAUUAUCAAGGUAUUAUCUACAGCAAACAGCACAAUCUACGUUAUGUUACUGGUAUAGAUUUACAUUUGAUCCAAAGAGCCGAUUCAUGGACAGUUUUUAAUAUUCCAGAAGCCAAACAAUUACAACCAACCGAUUUAAUAUCAAGUGUAGCACCAACAUUAACCGAAGAAUUAGUAAUGUCAACACUCAAAAACAAAAGUACUCAAUUAUCUUUCAUAUUUGAUGCCAAAGGUUCGAUUAUUAAAGCUUCAAAAUCAAAAGACUCACCAAUCACUGCAACAUACAACUUUUUUUCACCAUUUGUAUAUGUUGGCGGUUUUUUCCAUGCAUUUUUCCAAUUAGAAAGAGGAAUGUAUAGCUUUGUAGAUGGCUCAUGUACCGAUGUAAAAGUAGUUAUUUAUGGUAAACAAAUUGUAGCACUUGUAUUUUGGAUAUUGGUAUUUUUUGCCCUCAUAAAAACAGCAUACAAAUUUUUUAAACAAAUUAGUUAUAAAAUUUUAGGAAUAGUAAAAAAUCAAAGAAAGAAGGAUGAUUAUGAAAAACUAUUAUAUGACAAUAACAAUAGUGGUAGCACUAGCAAUAACAAUGAAAGUAUCAAUAACAAUGUAAGCAGCGUCAAUAACAUCAAUACCAAUAAUAUUAAUAAUAAUGAAAUUCAAAUGAAUAGCUUCACAAACUACCAAUAA
This is a messenger RNA of Dictyostelium purpureum, 1461 nucleotides long. RefSeq lists its product as uncharacterized. The record is from RefSeq and is a predicted model, not a curated record. Gene Ontology annotation, molecular function: 5'-3' DNA exonuclease activity; 5'-3' RNA exonuclease activity. Bases 1 to 1461 code for a protein of 486 amino acids. NCBI's taxonomy places the organism in Eukaryota, Evosea, Eumycetozoa, Dictyosteliales, Dictyosteliaceae. The transcript has a single exon.